AUGGCUGCAUCUCUGUACGUCAGGGCAGGGGUCUUGUUUUCGGCGAGAACGUGCCUCGUGCCUACGUGCAUGGUGGGUAAACUCCGAGCCGAGAUCCAGGUAGAAGGCCCUCUCCGGCGGUUCCGUAGCGCGGGCAGUUGCGAGCCGAGAAACUCCAAGCAGUUGCAAGUUGAGACUCAGGUAGGCCCCCUCCGGCUGUUCUGCAGCGCGGGCAGCGGCGAAGCGAGUCUGUACUUGGCAUCCAUUGCUACCCAAGACGAGAUGCGCAUUCUGGGACCGGUGUCCGAUGCAUUGGGAUAUGGCUUUUUCCCGGAUUGUCCUAUGUGGGACUAUGGCGAUCAUGACCAUCCCACAACUACCGGUGCAGGACGAACCGGGCAAGGCGCAGGCCGCGGGAAAGAGGACGCGGUCGUCGAGCGGCAAGGAAAGCCAGCACAAUACUCCAAUCACGACGGCAAUCCUCCUACAUGGCAAUACGAGACGUCUGGGGCGGGCGUUGGUGGUCGUGGGCCGGUGUUCCAAUGCGUGCACAGUCUUGGGCGUUACACCCACCAAUCUUCUUGCCCUAGCAGCUCAGCCCGUCAUGCUAUGUUCAGGUUCAGCGAUUGUCGAAUUGCCGCGUUCGCCUGUGUCAGCAAAACGCGGCUCGACGCCGAGCUGUUGCAGCACACAUUGCCCGAAGCCCAGAUCUCACACGGCUGUACGCUCACAUCUCCUAGUACAGCUUCCUCGAGAUCUGAGCCUAGGCUCGAAGAUGAGCCUGCCUUCUGCUCGAGAAGCGUUUGGCUUGUGCUCAAGAACCGACCGAUAGUCUCCCACUUUGCCGAGAAAUCUUGCGACAUGCAUCCCGAAUCUGGCAAUCGUGGAUAUCAUGUUCGGCAAAUUUACAUCGUAGUGGCGAUCAACUCGGUUGGCUCGGCGGGGAAACUGUGCUCAGGAAUGCUUGGGAUUUCACCUAAUUGUUCCUCGAUGGCUGGCACAGGUUCGUUCCCAUCCCCGGUGGGGUACAAAAGCUCCGCUGCUGGUUGCACUUCGAGAGCCGGCUCUUCCAAUGUGUUUCCAACUGCUUUGAUGGAGGGACUGUAAAAAGCCUGAUCAAAGUCGAUGGUGAAAUGAACGGCUUUAAUCGCGGAUCUGUCAGCGGCAUCGACUGCAGAGUAACCCAGGGCAUCUUACUGUAGUUCAUGCCAAUAGUGGACGGCCCUUCUUGUC
Molecule: messenger RNA, 1212 nt
Organism: Mytilinidion resinicola
Lineage: Eukaryota; Fungi; Ascomycota; Dothideomycetes; Mytilinidiales; Mytilinidiaceae
Exons: 5
Coding region: 1-1086 (361 amino acids)
Source: RefSeq, a predicted model, not a curated record